GUGCCUCCGCCGCGCUCGACAGCCCCCUGCACACGACGGCUGCGGCGCGCAUGCGGUCUCGCCCUCGUCGCCUCGUCUCAAGGCCCAGGAGCCUGAUGUGACCGGGCUGCAGCACAGCAUGCUCUGCACGCCGUCUCUGCUGCACCCCACGCGCGCGCACAGGAUCGGGAAUGGACAGCGGUCCGCCGUCGCCCCUUCGCGGGCAGUGGGCAGCAUGACAUGCCUGCCUCCGAGCGCGGGCGGGGCUUGGCGAGCUCAUAAGAGCCAGCACCCGUCGCCAAGUCUGCUCUCUCCACGCAUUCAGUCCUCUCUGCCUCUCUCUCCGUCUUCGUCUUCUCCCUCUCUCGGUCCCGCGCUCCCACCUUCUACGCCCACACGGCACUCCACACUCCCUCACUCUCGCAAGCCAUGCAGCUCUUCCGUCUCUCCCUGCUCGCCAGCCUGCUGGCUCUUGCCGCGGCCCAAGUACCGGCCGGCAUGCCCGUCGACGUGCCUGCCGGUGUGCCCGCCGGCCUGCCUCGCGGCAGCAACGGCGCCGCGCGCAAGGCAGCCCUCGCCGAGCAGGCGCUGCGCCCCGCCGUUGCCGCCGCCACGCCUGCUGCGGCACUGCCGGUGCGCCGGCAAGGCCAGGGCUGGAACUGGUCCUCGGGCGGCGACGACGACGACGACGACGACAGCUCGUCGUACAACGGCAACGGCUACAACGGCAACAACAACAACAACGGCGAUGACGACGACGAUGAUGACAACAGCAGCAUGCGCUGGCGCACUCAGGACCCAGCGACGCGCAGCCGCACUUACACCAACAAGCAGGGCUACCCAACAUCGACGGGCGUGCCGCAGAUCAUCUACGACGACGAGGGCCACCGCUACCGGCACGACGGCGCCCUCUCGCUCGGCUCGUCGCUCGGCCUCACGCUCGGCGCGGGUGCACUCGUCGGUGCUGCCAUGCUGCUCUGA
Messenger RNA from Tilletiopsis washingtonensis, 960 nucleotides. RefSeq lists its product as hypothetical. The annotation marks the transcript as partial. The record is from RefSeq and is a predicted model, not a curated record. Lineage: Eukaryota; Fungi; Basidiomycota; Exobasidiomycetes; Entylomatales. The transcript is spliced from 3 exons.